Messenger RNA from Helicoverpa zea (corn earworm), 4324 nucleotides. RefSeq names its product collagen alpha-1(XVIII) chain-like. Bases 284 to 3844 code for a protein of 1186 amino acids. The transcript has 28 exons. The record is from RefSeq and is a predicted model, not a curated record. Lineage: Eukaryota; Metazoa; Arthropoda; Insecta; Lepidoptera; Noctuidae.
UCGCUACAUGAAUAUAAUGUUCCUUGAAUGUCAUGCGCUAAGCGUUCGCCGCGAAAAAGCGUAUUCCGCUUGCGCCCAGCAGUGAUGCGUGUGUGAGUGUUGCCUCUCCACGUGAUUUUGACAGUCGAAUCGUUCACAAAAGCCGGCUCGGUUUUUUUUUUCUUUUAUCAACAGUGCGAUGUGCGCGAACUGAAGCGACAGAGAAAGUGUUUUUGAUAACAGUUUACGUGAAUGAACGACCGAUACAUAGAGAUGUUGUAAGAUCAAGGGAGCCACAUCAAGGAUGAUUAUUAAAUAUUGCUUGGCCCAAUUUCUGCCGGCUAUGGAGUGUUUUCGAAUGACUAGAACUCCAGCCAGCUACAAUUACUUAUAUCACUGGUUCCUGAUCUUGCUGCUAUCCUCAACGUGCUCCGGUAACGAUGGACUAUUCGGCUCCAAAUUCCAGACUGAUAUUCCCGAAUACGACCUCCUGCACGCAAUCGGAGUUCCGUUCAGCAAUCCGAAAACACAAUACUUCGACGAAGGCCUCGAUGGGUUCCCUGCCUACGGCCUCAUGCCGGGAUCGGAUAUAAAAUCCCCCUACCGCCUGUUCAUGCCAGAGAAACUAUACGCCGAGUUCUCAAUAACAGCCACCGUCAGGCCGGCGAACAAAGAUGGCGGAUUCCUAUUCUCAGUUGUAAACCCUUUAGAAACGGUAGUACAAUUGGGAGUGCAAUUAAUUCCUUCGGGCCCCGGACUAACAAAUAUUUCGCUGCUAUACACUGACGCUAAUAUCUACGCGUUAUCUCAGACCAUUGCGUCAUUCGUCGUACCUUCGUUUGCUAAGAAAUGGAGCAGAUUUGCUUUGAGGGUUACAACUGAUAAUGUCACGCUGUUCCUGAAUUGUCAUGAGUUUGAUACUGUGGUGGUGAAGAGGAACCCGCUGGAGUUGGUCUUCGAUUCUGCUUCGACUCUGUAUGUUGGACAAGCUGGACCGUUGAUAAGAGGCGCUUUUCACGGUGCGUUUCAAGAGCUCAAGUUGUAUGGAUCUCCGACGCAGGCUGAAGUUCAAUGUGUCAACACUUUUGAGGAAUCCGGCGAUGGAGACGAGAUAGACAUUGACAAUUACUUGGUGGACCAAGAAGAAGGUGACGCGGAAGGUUCUGGAAGGUACGGUACUAUUCCACCGUUCCCGCCACCACCACCCGGCUUGGAUGGAGGCUACUCGUUACGACUGAAAGGCGAGAAAGGAGAACGCGGACCAAGGGGUGCACCAGGAGAAUCUAUAAGAGGUCCGCCGGGUCCGCCCGGGCCUCCAGGACCUCCUGGUAUAUCUGGAACACCUGGAGUAAUUGCUGAAAUAUCCGGCUCGGGAGAUGAUAAGAGUACAGUCAAGCAGAUCUUCGGAGAGAACUACGUGUCCAUGGGUCAAUGUGGGUGCAAUUCUAGUACAAUCCUUGCACUUCUGCAAACAGCGCCUGAGUUAAAGGGACCUCCCGGUCCUCCGGGAAUUACCGGUGCUGAUGGACGCACUGGCUCACCUGGGCUACCUGGUCAACCAGGAUCACCAGGUGAGCGUGGUCCUAUAGGACCACGAGGAGAUAAAGGAGACAGAGGUGACAGCGGCCCAAGGGGUCCCGAAGGACCAGCGGGUGCUAAAGGAGAGGCGGGAGUAGACGGGAGACCAGGUGCUGUAGGUCCGCCGGGCCCGCCUGGGCCACCAGGAGCAUCAGAUUACAGUAACUUUGAUGAAUCCCUUCUUGGCUCUUACGGAGGAGCUAUCGGCAGACCAGGGGCCCCUGGACCUAAGGGUGACGCUGGACAGCCAGGACCAGUCGGACCACAAGGCGAACGUGGCUUCCCAGGACAUAAAGGAGAGAGGGGACAAUCGGGUGUAGGUGGAACUAAAGGAGAUAGGGGUCACCCGGGACCACAAGGGGAGCGAGGUUACAAAGGAGAUCGUGGCAGCCCAGGGUUGGAUGGAAGACCAGGUAUCCCAGGCGCUAGUGGAAGACCAGCUGACAAAGGAGAAAAAGGUGAACGAGGCGAACCGGGUCCACCAGGACCUCCAAUCAUCGGUUCGUUCAGUCCUGAUGAUGCUGAAUUCCUAACAGCAGGACAAAGGCAGGCAGGGGCUGCCUUGAAAGGAGACAAAGGUGAAAAGGGUGAAAAAGGCGGUCGAGGUAAUGACGGCCCACCCGGGUUUCCGGGCAAGGAUGGUAAUGCGGGUGAACGUGGCGACAUUGGACCAUCGGGCAUGCCCGGAACUCCUGGCCCGCCGGGAACACCUGGAUUGAAAGGAGAGAGGGGAGAGAGAGGCCCACCUGGCCCUAUCAGUGUUACCAUGGCUGGAUCUGACAUUGUUACUAUCAAGGGUGACAAAGGUGACGCAGGCUUGCGAGGAAGAAGAGGUAGGCCUGGGCCCGCUGGACCUAAAGGAUCUUCUGGAAAUCCCGGCCCUCCUGGACCUCCUGGCAGGCCUGGGGAUAAAGGAGAUAUCGGCCUACCUGGAUGGAUUGGUCGUCCAGGCACAUUAGGACCACCGGGGCAUCAAGGACCAGCAGGACCAAAAGGGGAGAAAGGGGAUCCAGGAGUUAACAUCUUAGACGUUUCAAUGUUCAAAGGCGAAAAGGGUGAGCGAGGCUUCGAUGGUCUCCCCGGCUUACCCGGAGUACCUGGUCCUUCCGGCCCUCCCGGGCCCUCUGGGUCUCUGUCUGAAGCUAUUCAGUACCUCCCAGGACCCCCCGGUCCUCCUGGCCCGCCUGGACCUCCGGGACCUCCUGGGGUAUCCGUAGUUGGCCCAAAAGGAGAACCAGGAUUCAGCCAUUAUGAAGAACACCCAGUUCAUGGAAAUACUAAGUUUUAUGGAAGACCGAGUAAGUUCUUUCAAUCACAUCCAGCCACUCAUCAUCACCAUACUGAGGAGCCGAACAAAUCGGUGCAAUCGGUGCCUGGUGCCGCCGUGUUCCAGACAACUGAGGAAAUGUUAAAGCUCGCAUCAUCGAGCCCAGUGGGCGCACUGGGUUACGUUGUCGAAGAGCAGGCUUUGUUCGUCAAAGUUAAUUCCGGAUGGCAAUACGUACUGUUAGGGUCCCUGGUAACGCAAGCUGCGCCAUCGCACCCGACUCCUGCGCCGGUACCUCCUCCAAUGCAAGCUGCCAGCUUAGUCCAUGUACCACCAAUAUCGAACCUGGUUGAAAAUUCACCCGUCGUUGGACCAAGUCUCCACCUAGCAGCACUGAAUGAGCCUUUACCAGGGAACAUGCAUGGUAUACGCAGAGCUGACUACGCGUGCUAUCGUCAAGGAAGACGGGCUGGAUUGAGAGGGACCUUCAGAGCUCUGCUGACGAGCAAGAUCCAGAACUUAGAUUCGAUAGUCCGAUACUCAGACCGACAUCUGCCAGUUGUAAACACUCAAGGAGAAGUGCUGUUCAAGUCAUUCUCUGAUAUGUUUGAUGGUAAUGGGGCGUUGGCUUCUGAUGCCAGGAUCUACAGCUUCAAUGGAAGGAAUGUUCUGACUGACCCGCUUUGGCCUCAAAAAAUAAUCUGGCAUGGCUCUCGUGCGAACGGCGAGCGUGCUUUGGACAGCUACUGUCAUGAGUGGCAAAAUGGAGACCCCGCCAACAGAGGCCUCGGAUCUUCAUUGUACUCACACAAACUACUUGCACAGGAGAGAUAUCCAUGCAGUAGUCAUUUCAUCGUGCUUUGCGUCGAAGUGGCGUCAGAAAUAAAUUCUAGAAGAAAACGAGAGACUCCAAGAUAUAAUGCGACCGGCACACUCGAUGACGACGACUAUCUUUACAAUGCGGAGGAAUACCAACAACUACUGAACGAAAUAUUUGCUCAACCGUUUAGAGAGAAUUAGGUUAUGACGUCAUCGUUCAUGUGUUACGUCAGAAUGCACCAACGGCUCGUGAGUUCGAAAUCGUAUGAUUUGUAUUGACGUUGUUUGCUAUCUAUAAUGUGCAUUAUUGUUAUGAAAAUUCCAAAAUAUUUAGGACCUUCCCAAGAGAUAUUUAAAUGUUACCUUUGGCAUAAAAGAUUGGCAAUUUAAAGAAAAUCUCUUUUUCGAUGAUUAUAUCGAAAUCUUUCGAAGCAAAACAUCAAUGGUGGCAUUGAUAGCUAAUGGAUUAGCAACUCUUUCGUUGUACGAAAAUUUCGAACGGCAAAGACCGUCUUUUGUCGAUGUAUUCUGAUUCGAAAUUCAAACGCCCAUCAUGUAAAAGUGUUUAUAGUUCGGCCAUUCAGAGAAUGCGUUCCUGACACGUCGCGAUUGAACUGACGACGUAAUAACAUUCAUUGAUUAUUGAUAUAAUAAUGUUGUUUUAAUGCUCCUCAAUUGUUA